AAAAUGACGAAGUUGCAUGAACUGCUCUCACCUGGACCAGACCGCCGAAGCAUUGGUCGAAGGAGGGACGGUGCAGUUGACCAGAGCCGUGCACGAGCGCGGAGUAGCUAUAGCCAGGGCGAGAUAGUAGCCAACACCAAGCCAUCGCUCCUGAAGAGAGUCCGAGAUAAUCGAUCCUGUCAGGGGAGAGAUUAAAGCGUGUCCGACAACUCUGUCACCGCGUAGUGUUGCAGAACAGCCCUAAGCGAGGUGCGUUGAGCUCGAAAAUUACGCCUUGAAUCCCGUGUGGUGUGCUCGUUCGGCUCAAUCGAGCACAAAAUCCUGGAACAGUGAUGCCCGCUCUAGCGGCAAGUUAAAGUAGCGCCCUUCCUGAGGAUUUCAACCUAAGGACCAACUUAUCAGCCUCUCCAGAUUCCACACAGUGCUCUCAGCCUCCUCCGAGCCCCCUCGCCUCCGCCAUGAACCAUCUCCGGUCCCUCGGUAACCAGCUGAGGAGUUCCAUCCUCCGUUACGGGGUGCCUAUCUACGAGGCCAAAGGGGAGGACAUCGAGCUAUGCAGUUCGAAAGCCGGCGAGACCACACAGGGGAGUCUGCAGCCCAAUGGCCACAUCAAUCUCGCCGAUACGAAAAGAGACGGUGUACCACCGAAUCAGGACACGGCAGGGACGAGUUCAGUAUGGCAGGCAGGCUGGAAUGUAGCCAACUGUAUGCAGGGCAUCGGCAUGCUCAGUUUGCCCUAUAUGGUGAAAGAGGGCGGGCUGGCUGCCCUCAUUACAAUGGCAGUGGUGCUCAUCAUAGGCAACUACACAAGCAAGGUGUUAGUGUACUGUCUUUAUGAAGAUCAGCUAAACCUGGAGUCGGGGGAAAAACCUCAUCUGGUGCGCGUGCGCAAGACGUAUGCAGACGUAGCGGACGCCUGCUAUAAAUCCGGCGGCACCGUUCUGAACAUUAUGCAAAUAAUCGACGUCAUAGCCGUGGCGGCGCUCUACCUCGAGCUGGCGGGGUCGCUCAUGGUGGACACCUUCUCCAUGUCGGGGCUUUCCAAACUCACCUGGACCGUCCUGUGCGGUGUGUUGCUCCUGCCGACCAUCUUCUUCCGGCACCUGACCAAGAUCUCGUGGCUGAGCUGCUUCGCGGUUUUAUCGCUAGUCAUCAUGUUCUUUAGCGUGGUGUGGUACAGUCUUGGCAAGAGCAUUGUGUGGGAUAUCACCAGCGUGCCCGCCUUCAACCUCCAGCAGUACUCGGUCAGCGCCUCCAUCAUCCUCUUCAAUUUUGGCACCCAAUUCAUCAUGCCCGGCGUGGAGGACAGCAUGAGGAACCGAGCCCAGUUCAACCGCAUGGUCAACUGCACUUACUUUAUCACCGGCGUGCUGAACAUCGCCUACGCCCUAUUCGCGUACCUUUCAUUCGGUCUGGAGACGAAAGAGUUUAUCACCUACAACAUGCCUCUGGGACCGCUCCAGGCAGCUGUUAGCAUGUUGUUUGUCAUCAAGUCCCUCCUUUCCUAUCCCCUAAUGCUGUUUCUAAUCGUCAACUCUGUGGACUCCAUGAAGCUGUCUUUCCUACCGCCCUGCAGCGGAGCGACCCCCGAUCGCAUGCCGCCCGCAUGGGCCAUGAUAUUUCGUGCGCUCCUCGUCCUCUUCACGUUGUUUCUUGCUGUAGUCGUGCCACAUUUUACACUUCUGAUGGGUGUCACCGGCAGCUUGACGAGUCCGUGGCUAGACUUUAUAUUCCCCUGUCUAUUCUACCUGAAAUUGAAAAGGAAGUCGCUUGCAUGGUGGGAAGUGGUUAUAAAUUGGGUCAUUGUAGGGGUGGGGCUUGUAGGAGGCGUAGUUGGUUUGAUUUAUUCGAUGAAAGCAUUAGUGAAUGCUUACGCAGAAGAUUUUAGUUAGAUGAAUUUAGGAAAAGAUUAAGAUUUAGUUAAUACCCAUUUGGAAAAUGUUCAGAUAAUUUCAGAUAUUGCCUGCCAUGUAAUACCGUUAUAAGAGUCUAUCUAAUGUUGUCUUCAAGACCACCAGUGUAUACACCAUGUAUACACGAAACAUUGACGUGUAGUGGCAAACAGUAAUGAAUUAUUAUGUCCGGCUGCAAUUUUUGAAAUAACAUUACGUUGACGUUGUAGCUAAUGGAUAAUUAGUGACCACGUUGCCACAAGCAAAGAGUUGAUAUUUCUGUGUUGUAUAUGUGUUUUCUCGAAACUUACACGC
Messenger RNA from Acanthaster planci (crown-of-thorns starfish), 2207 nucleotides. Its product is annotated as vesicular inhibitory amino acid transporter-like. Gene Ontology annotation, molecular function: L-amino acid transmembrane transporter activity. Gene Ontology annotation, biological process: amino acid transmembrane transport. Lineage: Eukaryota; Metazoa; Echinodermata; Asteroidea; Valvatida; Acanthasteridae. Gene Ontology annotation, cellular component: vacuolar membrane. The record is from RefSeq and is a predicted model, not a curated record.